This is a messenger RNA of Myzus persicae (green peach aphid), 870 nucleotides long. RefSeq names its product activating transcription factor 7-interacting protein 2-like. Gene Ontology annotation, molecular function: protein binding; transcription coregulator activity. Gene Ontology annotation, cellular component: nucleus; transcription regulator complex. The record is from RefSeq and is a predicted model, not a curated record. Gene Ontology annotation, biological process: regulation of DNA-templated transcription. NCBI's taxonomy places the organism in Eukaryota, Metazoa, Arthropoda, Insecta, Hemiptera, Aphididae. Bases 1 to 870 code for a protein of 289 amino acids. The transcript is spliced from 2 exons.
AUGAGGGCUAACGCACACGGAAAUUCUAACGAGGAACAUGAAUACAAAGAUGGAGAAGAUGAGACCAUCAUCACAACUGAUAAGUCAAAAAUUCAACAAAUGAAUAUCAUUGAUUCAACUGCUUUAGAUUUGCCAACCGAGAAAUUAUUAGUAACAAAUAACAGUGGCCUGGAAUCAAAAAUAAAUAUUACUACACCGGAUGUCAAAAUCAAUAGUAACGAUAAAGUGCUCCCAAAUACUGAAGCCAGAAAUACUUUAAGCAAUGAAAAAUGUUCAUCCAUUACUAUACUUCAACAGAACAUCAAUACUGUAAAUGAAUCAAAGUCUAUGCUUGCAGAUGCUAAGGUUCCUUCUAAAGCUGAAAAUAAGGAAACUGUUGACAAAAAUUGUGAAGCUAUAAGUAAACAAUUAUCAAACACAACAGAUUUAUCAAAUCGUACUUCACUAAAUAAAUUAAAACUUCCUGAGAGGUAUGUUUAUCAUUUUUCUUCCAAGCGUUCAAGGUUUGUGUAUCCACCACCUUAUCCCAGUACGCCACCACAUAAUACUCAACCGUGGUGGAAAGAAGUGCCAUCCAAACCUAAUAUGAAGAUUGUAACUUCAGGAAAUACGGUGACAAUUACUUUUAACUUAAGGUUGACUGAGCAUGUAGCAAAAAUCAAAAUGUAUGAACUCUUUGCCUGCCAACAGACAAAUAAAUAUCCAUGCUCGUCAAUGUGGAAAAAGGUUAGCAAAAUUGAACCACUAAUAUUGCCUAUGGGUUUAGAACUAGAAAUGUUUGCUUUAGGAUAUGUAUACCAUUUUGCUCUGAGAGCGGUAGAUGUCCAUGGUAGAUGUGGACCAUUUGCUAAAAUAAAAACAUAUGUUUAG